AUGGUGCAGGUGAUUAACAACAUGGAUGAAUUUAAAGAGUUGCUGCGGGCUGCUGGGAGCAGGCUUGUGGUGGUGGAGUUCUCGGCAAGGUGGUGUGGCCCCUGCAAAAGGGUUGGUCCCAUUUUCCAGGCAAUGUCUUUAAAAUACCAAAACGUCACGUUUGCUAAUGUAGAUGUGGACUCAUCGAAGGAAUUGGCUCAACUUUGUCACAUCAAAGCCGUGCCCACAUUUCAGAUGUUCAAGCACACCAAAAAGGUAUCAGUGUUUAAAAGAAUACAAUUUGUGUGUUGU
Microtus oregoni (creeping vole) is the source of this 291-nucleotide messenger RNA. It is a transcript of the gene Txndc8, whose product is annotated as thioredoxin domain containing 8. The annotation marks the transcript as partial. Gene Ontology annotation, molecular function: protein-disulfide reductase activity. The record is from RefSeq and is a predicted model, not a curated record. The transcript has 5 exons. Lineage: Eukaryota; Metazoa; Chordata; Mammalia; Rodentia; Cricetidae.